Eruca vesicaria subsp. sativa (arugula) is the source of this 264-nucleotide messenger RNA. The record is from the annotation of a GenBank genome assembly. NCBI's taxonomy places the organism in Eukaryota, Viridiplantae, Streptophyta, Magnoliopsida, Brassicales, Brassicaceae.
AUGGGGUCACGUGUCUCGGGUAAAUUUGACUUUUCGUCUCCCGAGCCCAGGAUCAUAGAGCCCCUUGCUUCAAGACGUGCAAAGUUCAGGUUCAAAACACUUUCUGAAGAAGUCAUGAGUAACCGCAUAUUGCAUAUAUGUAAUCAAGAAGGUCUCAACCUUGGUGGCGAGCGACUUGUAGAUGGUGCGGAUGAGUAUCUGCAGCUUUUGGACGUGGCAAGCAAUACAAUUCGUGCACCCUCAGAAAUGGCUCAAGACUUCUAA